Molecule: messenger RNA, 5024 nt
Organism: Schistocerca americana (American grasshopper)
Lineage: Eukaryota; Metazoa; Arthropoda; Insecta; Orthoptera; Acrididae
Gene: abo
Product: DET1 homolog
Exons: 4
Coding region: 373-2043 (556 amino acids)
Biological process (GO): protein ubiquitination; positive regulation of proteasomal ubiquitin-dependent protein catabolic process
Cellular component (GO): cullin-RING ubiquitin ligase complex; nucleus
Molecular function (GO): ubiquitin protein ligase binding; ubiquitin-like ligase-substrate adaptor activity
Source: RefSeq, a predicted model, not a curated record
GAACUACAACAUGAUGUCUACGUCAAUCACAUAUUGACAUCAUUUACUCAUGUGCUGCAUAUCUUUCAUUAACAUUCUAGUGUUUAGAUACAAUGGACUGUGCUGUGUGCUCGAUGACAUUUGCCACUGAGAACAUCUUUGUGAAAAUGAUGUCUCUGUAGCGUUUUUCUUAGUUUACCAUAACUGUGAGUUGUACAGCAUGAUAAACAAAAGUGCGAUGGAAACUGAGUCGUCUGUAAAGUAUGUUUGUUGACGUACUGCGUACCUGUGGAUACGUGUAAAGAAGUUCGUCAUGUUUUUCACAGUUUUCGUAAGCUAAAAGCGGCAUCAACAUGUAUAGGAAAACGUGUAGUGUUGCAACGUUUAUGAACAAUGGAAGACAAUCUGAACGAAGACACCUGUAAACACACCAUAAAACCAAGAUACAUCCCUCCACAGAAUAUUGUCCACCGAUUAAGGAAGAGAGAAACAUUUGGAGCCGUUCAUCCGGGUACACAUUUCCACGUUGCUAGGGAAUUUCAUCAAAACGUUUUCCCCAAUUUCACAAUAAUAAAUGUCGAGAAACCACCUUGUUUUCUCCGAAAAUUCAGUCCAGAUGGCCAGUACUUCAUUGCUUUUUCAUCCGAUCAGACAUCGCUGGAAAUCUAUGAAUAUCAGGGAUGUUCAGCAGCUGCCGACCUCGUUCAGAACUGUAAGGGCGAAUAUAUUGGACACACCAGCGACCGAGAGAGUGAGUACAUACGAAGUUCAGUCUUCAGUCGUUUCUUUAAGAUCAAAUAUACCGUCAAUGUUGCGCAGAGUGGAGAGCAACUUAAUAGAGAGUGCAGCCUGUUUACCGACGAUGGUCGGUAUGUUAUUGUUGGUUCGGCAGCUUUUAUUCCAGACGAUUUGCGCCCUCAUUUUUAUGAAAUUUACACAAAUAACGAAUCGGUGACACCAAACCCUCGCUCACCAUUGGAGGAUUACUCUCUUCAUCUAGUUGACAUUCAAGCUGGCCGUCUUUGUGAUACCAAAAUGUUUAAAGUUGAUAAAAUAUUCUUAUCUCACAAUCAGGGUUUGUACUUGUACAAAGAUACAUUAGCCGUACUCUCAGUACAGCAUCAGACAAUACAUAUUUUUCAGUUGUGUGACGGCAUGUUUAUAAGUGUGCGAACUAUAGGCCGUUUCUGUUAUGAGGAUGAUGACUUCAUUCUGUCACCAGUAUCGAACCCAGGACAGAAUUCUAUUAAUUACCGAGCCUUUAGAGAAAAAAGUAUAAACUGUAUGAAACACAGACUGUUGGUUUUCUUGUUCAAGAGAGCGAAGCAUAUUUCGGAUACAACCAAUGACCCGUAUGAACUACGGAAAUUUUAUCAGUACUUUGAUCAGUUUAGGGCACUCCGAAUGUGGAGGAUGCAGCUUCUGGAUGAGAAUCAUCUGCUUGUCAAGUAUGCAAGUGAAGAUAUUGUUACAUUAAAAGCAACAGAGGCCAAUGCUCAGUCAUCCUUUUUUGUGGUGUACAAUAUUGUUACCACUGAAGUUAUAGCUGUGUAUGAGAAUACAUCUGAAGAACUCCUUGAGCUGUUUGAAAACUUUUGUGAUUUAUUUCGAAAUGUAAAGUUACACUCGGAGUCACAAUUUACAUGCUCUCCAUCCAACAACAUAUAUGCAAGGGUGAUCCAGCAGCGUUGUAAGCAAACAUUUGUGAGUGCACGGUUUGGUGGUGUAACAGAGGCAACCAAACGAAUGUUAACACAACUACCAAUCAGUGCUCAGUCGUACAGCUGCUCUCCAUAUCUAGAUCUGUCACUCUUUAGUUAUGAUGAUAAAUGGGUCUCUGUUAUGGAGCGACCAAAAGCUUGUGGUGAACAUCCCAUCAGAUUUUAUGGACGUGACUCUGGUUUGCUCAAGUUCAGAAUUUAUGCUGGGGUACUUGGACGAAGUCCUCCUCCUGCAGCAAGGCGGCUCGUGGCAUUCACUUUCCAUCCGAGAGACCCAUUCGCCAUCAGUGUUCAGAGAACCAAUGCAGAGUAUGUUGUUAAUUUUCAUAUAAGGCAUGUAUGACAAAGAAGAAAAAUGAUACCACUCAACUAAAGGCACAGGCAUAUUAGCACACCCUGUCAUAGCUUCAUAAGUUGAAAUUACAUGAUGGAAUGGAUGACAGAGUCCUUGUGAAACAAGAUUAAAACUUUUACUGUUAUUUCAUUUCUCACCUAAAGUAAAUAGUCUCAAAUUAAAUUUCAAUGUGGAACAUAAGAUUUGGUUUUCAAUAGUGUAUUUCAGGAAAUCUUAUGAGUAUGAAAUACUAGUGUAGUAUUUCAGUUUUGAUUCUCGUGUAUCAAAAUACAGCAGAACAACAUUGUUUCCACUUUACCAGUGAUAAGUUAUUUUGAGCCUGUUGUGUUAUAUUUAGUCUGUAGUUUCAAUCUCCUAUUUUCUGCCUGUUUUUGUAGAAUAUGUUGAGACAACAUGAUGUGCAUUACAAGAACUGUAAGAUGUGGCAGCAUAUUUAAGUUCCUUUGAAAGGGAGCCGAAAAGGAGGAGAUCUCCAAAUGGAUAUGUUAAAGAUAGAAUAAAUGUAUAAAAGAGCAAAUGCUUGAACACUUUGUACUGUCACUUCUGUUUAUGUGUAUUUAUAAUUUUGGAAAUAGCAAAGCAGGAUUCAGUUUCCACUAUGAGCAGUAAAAGGUAAUUCAAGCAACAGAAUACGAUCAUAGUGUGAUUGUUCUGAUGACUGAUAUAUAACGGGUUCUACAGAUAGUUUCAUGAUAAAGUCAGAUAUUCAGUGAUAUGUGCCAUUUGCAAUUUGUAAGUAGCCUUCUAAUACUUUUUGCAGCACUAAUUACAAUGCAAAAGGCUUUUUCUUAAAUAUAAAUUACAAUUUCUCAUUUAAAGUAUUGUGUUCAAUAUAAUAUUAGAAGGUGUGCAAACAGAUAAUGUCAUUGUUAGUGAAUGUGUACCUUAUUUACAAGUGCUGGCACUUGGAUAAAAAUCCUAAAACCUAUUGUUAUUUAACUGUUGCCAUUCCUACAGGCCUGCUUGCCAGUUUUUCAUUAUUUUUGAGCAUGAUUCAAGUAAGCUGCAUCCUAUACUACUCAACGUUUUCCCAUUUACAGCAGUUUCCUGUGACAUAAGAAGUUAUGUACAUACUCAUAGCUUCAGUAACACAGAUGAUGAGAGGCUUCAUUUUAUAGUGGUUAAUUUAUGUUGGGACAGUCAAAUACAUGUAACUGAAUUUUGUAAUAAGUUCCAGUGCUUGUAACAAUUUUAUAUUAUGUCAAAGCAGGAUUGAUUUUACAUUAUUUUUGUUCAAAAUUUUUUUGACAAUACCUAGCAUUAUCUGUUGUGAGAACAAUGACUUUUUGUCUCAAUGACAAUUAAAUAUUUACUGGUAUCUUUAGACAUCCAUAGAUGGGAGAGAUAACUGUCAUGAACAUAUAUAGGUGUCAUUUUCCCAACAGAAUAAUGUGGACAGAGAAUGCUGUAGAGAUGUCUUUGCUAGCUCUCUGCCAUGCUCACUAACCUUUAAGUAUCUGAAUUCCUCGACACCCACUAUUCAGAUAUUGUUAUCUCUUGUCUAGGCAGAUCAGUCACUAACCAACAAACUUUUGUUAAAGGACAUAAUUUUUUUCAAGAGCUGUCUAACAUAAUUCCAGGAAGAAUAUUGAGACUACAGCAACUUAAUGAUUUUUGUUCACAGCUUUGUUGGCCCAGGUGCAUUGAAACCAUCAAAAUAUUAUCCCAUAUUUGACACAAACACAGCUAUAAGUUUAUUUCUUUUUUUGCUAGCAGUUCGACACAGCAACAUUUCCUUGAGUUUUUAUUGUUACUUUGUUGACCACAAUAAGUGAUAAAGGCAAAAUACUUUGCGUGUGUGUGUGUGUGUGUGUGUGUGUGUGUGUGUGUGUGUGUGUGUGUGUGAGUGAGCGCACGUGCGCGCGCAUGUGCAUGUGCGUGUGAGUAAAUGCGCAUGCAGGUGCUGCAUAUGCGUGUGGAUUUGUUGAAUAUUAGAGAAGCGAUCUUCACCUCACACUUUUUUGGGAAGAUCGGUGUGAAAAAAAUAGUGUGAUUGCAGUCCUAACUCAUUCCCCAGAAUAUGUUUUUCAACACUAAACCAUUUCAGCACUGUUUUAUGCAGUGCUAGGGCUCAAGGUUCAUAGAGAUUCAGCCUGUAUAAUAAGUGUCAAUGAGUUGAUUGACAUUGUGUAUGGUUCUUAGGUGUUAACAUGAAAUACAAAGUCUUCACUUACCACAUACAUGACACAGAGUGUCAUAGUUGUUAGGUAAAGAGCUAUGUUUCCUGUAUUUUGUAAACUAUGUUGGCUAAGACUUUUCCUAAUACUCUAUAUUGUAUUAAAUGUAUUCUGCCAUGUAAAUAUUUGUUCAUCGUAUCUGUUGUUAUGUACUUAAUGUUUCAUCACUGACGAAUUUUUCAUCUUCUUUGAUCAUUUUUAAUUUUGAAAUUGAAGUGUAAAACACUGGCUUUGUGUACAUAAAACUUUUAUGAAAUGUAACUGAGGGUAACAAUAAUUCUUAAAGACUGUUUUAUACAUAAAUUUUCAUGAGCAGAAUGGUACUGACAAUAUGUAAAUUUGUAUUCUGCAGAGUAAUAGUUUUUGCUUUGGAAAUGUUUUCAUGCAGUGUUCAUCUGCGGCAAUAAAUAUUAUUCUCGUCUUUUCUGUAGACUCUACACAGGGUUAUAUACCACUCUUGGAAUGUGUUCACUUCAGUGAAGCUGUAAAAUUUGUGAUAUUUUUGUAACUAGCUGUUAUUUUGUGAUGAUGUUUUUAUUGUUGUUGGAUUUGAUUAGACAUUUUGCUAUACCAUUGUACACUUCAGUGCAGAAAUCACUUACAUAUAAAUAUUUUAGAGUAACAUUUUCUUAAUUAUCUUUCUCAUUUUUAGACCUGUAAAUAAGUAAUUUUUGAAUUAUUUAGAAAUUUCUAUCAUGGGCAAAUUUCAGAUGACAUGUGUUAUUUGUAAGAAGGUGUUACUAAAUUUGCUGAUGGAAUUUUGCAGCUAUUAAAUUAUAUUUUUGUGAGAAU